Molecule: messenger RNA, 3046 nt
Organism: Rubroshorea leprosula
Lineage: Eukaryota; Viridiplantae; Streptophyta; Magnoliopsida; Malvales; Dipterocarpaceae
Source: the annotation of a GenBank genome assembly
CCACAUCCAUCUUCCACACAAUAUUGAAACCAUCAUCAUGAGGGAAACUUUCCAUGCUAUGCUUGUUCUAGUGGCUAUAUUGUUCUUUGGAGUUGCAAAGUUCUGUUCCGGUCGGAACACAAGCUUCAAUUGUAUAGAGGGAGAGAGAGAAGCCCUCUUGAAGUUCAAACUUUGUUUCAAUGAUUUAUCUGAUAUGUUGUCUUCUUGGAAAGGCAAUGACUGUUGUGAAUGGAGAGGAGUAGGCUGUGACAAAAAUAGAGGACAUGUUGUCUCACUUCAACUCAGGGGAUCCAUAUUUGAUCAACCUCAAUUGAACUUGAUUGAUGAUGUACAGGAGGCUGUUUCAAGUUUGCUCAAGCUGAGAUACUUGGAACACUUGGACUUGAGCGGAAAUGACGUCAACAGUAGCCUUAUUCCACCCUCUUUUGGUUUGAUGAAGCAGCUAAGGCACUUAAAUCUCUCUUUUAUGAACUUCAAAGGAAGAAUUCCAGGUGAACUUGGAAAUCUUACGAGGCUUCGUGUUCUUGAUCUUGCUGACUAUUAUGGUGGAGCGUUGAAGGUUGAUGAUGACAUUCUGUGGAUUUCUCAUCUCUCCUCUGUGCAGCAACUUGAUAUGAGUGGAAUAAAUCUAAGCUAUGCCUCAUCAAACUUGUUCCAGUUAGAGAGUAUAGAUCUUUCUGGCAAUCAAUUGAGUGACAGUAUUCCAAAUAGCAUCGGGCAACUUUCUAAGUUAAGAAGCAUAUAUCUUUUUGGGAAUCAAUUGAGUGGGAAUAUUCCAGAUAGCAUUGGGCAACUUUCUAAGUUAGAGAGCAUAUAUCUUUCUGGCAAUCAAUUGAGUGGGAGUAUUCCAGAUAGCAUCGGGCAACUUUCCAAGUUAGAGAGCAUAUACCUUUCUAGCAAUCAAUUGAGUGGGAGUAUUCCAGAUAGCAUCGGGCAACUUUCCAAGUUGGAGAGCAUAGACCUUUCUGGCAAUCACUUGAGUGGGAGUAUUCCAGAUAGCAUCAGGCAACUUUCCAAGUUAGAGAGCAUAUACCUUUCUCGCAAUCAAUUGAAUGGGAGUAUUCCAGAUAGUAUUGAGCAACUUUCUAAGUUAGAGAUCAUUGAUCUUUCUCACAAUCAAUUAAGUGGGAGUAUUCCAAAUAGCAUCGGCCAACUUUCUAAGUUAAGGAGCAUAUAUCUUUCUAGCAAUCAAUUGAGUGGGAGUAUUCCAGAUAGCAUUAGGCAACUUUCUAAGUUAAGGAGCAUAUAUCUCUCUGGCAAUCAAUUGAGUGGCAGUAUUCCGGAUAGUAUCGGGCAACUUUCUAAGUUAGAGAUCAUAGAUCUUUCUGAUAAUCAAUUGAGUGGGAGUAUUCCAGAUGGUAUCAGGCAACUUUCUAACUUGGAGUAUUUGAGCUUUUCUUCAAAUAAAUUGAAUGGGGUACUUCCAAAUAGUAUCAGUAAACUUUCCAACUUAAAAGUCUUAUAUGUUGCAAAAAAUUCUUUGGAAGGUGUCAUUUCAGAAGCUCACUUUGCAAACCUAUUCAAGUUGAUAAGUUUAGACAUUGGGUUUAACAACUUGAAUUGUGAGAUGAAAUCUAACUGGAGACCUCCUUUCUACCUUGCAUUUAUCUACAUGGGAUCUUGUAAAUUUGGAACAGGAUUUCCUGAAUGGCUUCUAUUGCACAAGACAGCAAGCAUGGUUGAUCUCUCUAAUGCUAGCAUCUCAGGUCCUUUUCCAGAAAACAUCAGUCAUAUGCUGCCAGAGCUGCGGGGAUUAUUUCUUACAAACAACUUCAUGAAUGGUUCAAUUCCAAAGUCCUUGUGCAAUUCAAAAUCUUUGGUAUAUCUUGAUCUCUCAAACAAUAUGUUAUCCGGAAGUAUUCCUAAUUGUUGGAGAAAUGAUCAAUCAUUCAAUUUUAUUGAUCUAUCUUCUAACAAUCUUUCGGGUUUAUUUCCGAGCACAAUGGGGCAAUUUUCAUCUUUAUUUAUAUUACACUUGAACAACAAUAGUCUCCAUGGGGAACUACAUUUGGCCUUGAAAAACUUCACUUCUUUAUUGGUUUUGGAUUUGGGCGAAAACAAAUUUUCUGGAAAUUUAACAACCAUUGUAGAGGGCACGAUUAGCAACCAUGCUUUAAAAAUUCUCCGACUACGAAAAAAUUUGGUUUCUGGUUAUAUUCCUUUGGAACUAUGCUUCCUCUCUCAAUUGCAAAUUCUAGAUCUUGCAGAUAAUAAUCUGAUAGGAAGGAUUCCUCCUUGUUUUGGAAAGUUCCCAACUAUGGUGAAUGCAACACGAUUGAUUGGCAGCAUGGAUGCUAUAUAUUGGUCUCAGGGGGAUUUGAUGGAGGUUGUGAAAGGGAGAUACCUUGAGUAUAGAGGAAAAACCCUGGGACUCGAGAUCAAUAUAGAUCUUUCGAGUAACCAUCUAAUAGGAUCCAUACCAGAGGAGCUAAUUUUCCUUAAGGAUUUGCACAAUUUGAAUUUGUCUUGGAAUCAUCUCUCAGGAAAGAUCCCUGAGAAAAUUGGACAAAUGGAGAAUUUGGAAUCUCUUGAUUUCUCCCAAAAUGGCCUUUCAGGAACAAUCCCAAAAAGCUUGUCAAAAUUAACCAAGUUAAGUCACCUUAACUUGUCCUACAACAACUUGUCAGGGCCAAUUCCAAUAGGCUAUCAACUCCAAACUCUCGAAGAUCCAACCAUUUACAUUGGCAAUCCUCAACUUUGUGGAGCUCCACUCCUAAAUAAAUGCUCAAAUGAUGCGCAACCUCCAACAACCGCCAACUUUAAGGACAACAAUGAAGGUGCACUUAAAACAAUGUGGUUUUACUUUUUCGUGAUGUCAGGCUUUGCAACUGGAUUCUGGGGAGUUGUGAGAACUUUGAUUCUUAUGAAAAGUUGGAGACAUACUUAUUUUCAAUAAGUGAAUGAUAUCAAACACUGGAUCCUUAUGGUUAUAACAUUUAAGGUGGCGUGACUUAAGAAAAUGUUCAAUGGCAAACCAAAUGAUUAGUGAGUUAUACAUGAAGUAUGUUGUUGUUGCUACGUUUAUUAUUAAACUAGUUGAAUAACC